AUUUGAAAGCACAGUAGUUCAACCUCCAUCGCAGAGCUGGUUGAAUACUUGUAUCUGAUUUGAAUCUAGUGGGAGAGAAAACCUAAAACCUGCCGAAGUUUACUGUUGAUUGGCAUAGAGUACAGGUAGUCAGCCGACUUUCAACGGCAGUAGUUGAAAAUCGUUUGAAAGAGCAACAAAAACCAUUUUAUUGGGACAUUUUGACGAACACAUGGCGAACAAACAGUUGAUCGUGGCCGUUGAAGGCACCGCUGCCAUGGGUCCCUUCUGGCAAACCAUCGUCUCUGAUUACCUCGACAAGGGCUUUGUGUAUUUGCAGAAUUCUUGGAGUGUGAACGGGUGCCUGGCAUUGCAACAGCUGUGUUUUAUUCGUGAAAUUCGCUCUAUUGGCGGAAAAAAAUUGAAUGGGGUUGAUGUGAUCGAGAGGCUACGGGUAGGGUUAUUGCUUGGUGAAAUAGAUAAAUUAUGGGCUGUUGAGCGUGGGAAUACUGUCCCAGGACAUCAUUCCCAACACCCUGAAUUGGUGGACAAAAUUGGGUAUUGGCUUCUUAUAUAUGUGUUGAAGAGAACAAUUUGGUUUGAUGGCCGUCCAGUAAAGGAAAUCAAGAUCAUGUAUUUUUGUGGAAAUGAGUUGGCAGGGCAGAAGCAAUCUGCUCCCAUUGUCGAGCUGUCUCUGGUCAUGUUUAAUGCUCAUGGAUCUUACAGUGGUUGCCUAGUACAACGGAGUGGCUGGACAAGAGAUGUUGAUAUUUUCUUUCAGUGGCUUUCAGCUAUACCCUUUGCUGGUGGUGGUUUCUGUGAUGCCGCAAUUGCAGAAGGGCUUGCUGAAGCUUUAAUGAUGGUCUCUUCUCCAAGCGGAAGCCAUGCUCAACAAAAUACAGAUGGGAGGCAUUGCAUUCUUGUCGCUGCAAGUAACCCUUAUCCCUUACCCACACCGGUUUAUCGACCACAACUGCAGAACUCAGAGCAGAGUGAAAACAUAGAAUCACAAGCAGACAGUCGACUAUCUGAUGCUGAGGCAGUUGCUAAAUCAUUUGCACAGUGUUCUGUUUCUCUGUCAGUUAUUUGUCCAAAGCAACUUCCAAAACUUAGAGCAAUCUACAAUGCGGCAAAACGCAAUCCACGGUCAGCAGAUCCGGCUGUUGAUAAUGCUAAAAAUCCUCAUUUUCUUGUCCUAAUCUCGGAGAAUUUCAUGGAGGCUCGUGCUGCUGUAACUCGGACUGGAUUGACUAAUUUGACAUCCAAUCAAAGUCCGGUAAAAAUGGAUGUAGCUUCAGUUCCUUCGGUUUCAGGGCCGCCUUCAACUACUAUUCCUUCAGUUAAUGGAUCCAUCGUGAAUCGGCAACCAAUUUCCAUUGGAAACAUUCCUCCUGCAACUGUCAAACUUGAGCCAAGCACUGUGACUUCCAUUGCAUCUGGAUCUGCUUUCAUGCAUAUUCCAUCUGUUCCUCGUGCUGCUUCUCAAGCAGUUCCAACUUUACAGACUUCUUCACCAAUAUCGGUUUCUCAGGAGAUGAUCUCGAAUAGCGAGAAUGUGCAAGAUAUGAAACCUAUGGUUAGUAGUAUGACACAGUCCUUACGUCCUGUGGGUGCUGCAGCAAACGUGAGCAUUCUUAACAACCUCUCUCAAGCACGGCAAGUGAUGAACUCUGCAGCUUUAACAGGAGGAACUUCUAUAGGACUUCAACCAAUGGGUGGAACUCCUGUUGCCAUGCACAUGUCAAACAUGAUAUCCAGCGGAAUGGCAUCUUCAGUGCCUGCUGCUCAAACUUCAUUAUCAUCUGGACAAUCAGGGAUCCCAUCAAUGUCUGGCUCAGGGACACUAACAGGGAGUGCACAGGUUGCACAAAACUCAGCUCCUGGUUCAUUCAAUUCCUCAACUACUACUAUGCCAGGGAAUUCAAACCUUGGCAUGUCACAGCCAUUGAGUAAUCAUCAGGGAGGUGUCAGUAUGGGGCAAUCGGUACCUGUCAUGAGCCAAGGAAACCUUUCAGGGGCACAAAUGGCACAAAGUGGAAUGGGGAUGAAUCCAAACAUGAUGAGUGGCCUUGGCCCAUCUGGUAUAUCUGCCGGAACAGGCACAAUGAUUCCUACUCCAGGAAUUCCUCAGCAGGUGCAACCAGGAAUGCCGCCGCUUGGGAUGAAUAACAAUUCAGCAGCUAAUAUGCCACUGAACCAACAAACAUCAAGUGCAUUGCAGUCAGCACAAUCUAAAUAUGUAAAAGUUUGGGAGGUAAGACGCCAUAACUGCUAGAAAGGAUUGAAGUUGGAUUUCCAAACUGCAGAUUGCAAUGCUUAGAAAUUUACACAUAAAACAUGGUCUUUUAUGGUUAAAAUGCCGGUGUGCAAUUUUAUAUCAUUAAUUUUAAAAUUUUUAUAGUUUCUUACUAUUGGAGAACAUGAAAUAUAAUUGGUAGUAGAGUAUUGGCAUUUGGAUGCAUGUUUUGUACACCUAGGGAUGGUUAAUCUGUGAUACGGAUCCCUGCCAUCAUUGCAAUCCCUGCUGAAAGACCUUAUGGGGAGGAGACUAUGUGUCUAUGCAAUAUUAAUUUGUCGUUUGUGGUUGAUUACUCCUCUGGGAACUUUUAAAUAUGCAUCAACAAGGAUUUGGUUCCAUCUCUACU
Ilex paraguariensis (yerba mate) is the source of this 2624-nucleotide messenger RNA. NCBI's taxonomy places the organism in Eukaryota, Viridiplantae, Streptophyta, Magnoliopsida, Aquifoliales, Aquifoliaceae. The record is from the annotation of a GenBank genome assembly.